GUGAGAGCGUACACAGGCAGUUAAAAAAAACAUCGUAUUUACUAAUUAACGCUACCAGAUUAACGCGCCAAGGUGCCGUCAACAAAAAAAAAAACAUUAAAUAUUCAGAGAAUUUCGCAAAGGUUAAUAAAGCUAGAUUUAUCAGUUAUUCGACCAUUUCAACGCCGGUGUACGUUUACUAACAUAUAUACAUGGCUCUAUAAAACAAUUGAUGGAAACAGACGCGUGAAAUUAUCAACAUUUUGAUAACUUUGUGAUAGUUUCAUCGUAAUUUUCUUUUCCUAAUUUGUCAGCUGUCUGGAAUCUAUUUGUUGUUAGAAAAUGUGGGCUAUCUACAACCGAUUUGGCCGCUUUUCGAGGUAUCUGGGGAAGAUGCGAUCGCGCAAUUGCCUGAAUUAUUAUUAUUGUCAGCUAUCCAUUGUUAGCUACCAGACGCUAUUGUGACCUGGGCAAGAGUGACGACACAGAUGGAUACGGUUUGGCAUGCCAACUAGGCAAGCCCAGAAAUGCGCGUUGUUUUGAUACAGGUUUACAGGUACAGGUAAACAGACAAUGCAGCUAUCUGCAAGAUUAAGGAAACUUUCUAUAGCUCCUAUACGAUAAGCAGUCUGCUCCAGAGUAGUCAUUAUGGUGCCAACCUACCGCUAGUUGUGUACUGCACUAAAGCUAUGACAUAGGCAAUAACGAUAAAGCAAUGCAUUUUGUUUUUUCUUCGUUCAUAUUUUCGUCCUAGACUAAAGUCUACCUCAAUUAAAUUUAAAAUGUAACCACGCCAUUUAAAAUGUAACUAAACUACGCCAUAAUACGAAACACAAACGAGUUCAAUUGAUUCUCAUUGUAAAAGCUAGGACGCCUCAAGCGGUUACCGGGUGCCAUCACUUAAUUAUGUCGACCUGUCAGGUGUCUUUGAGGAUAGAAGAAUUGCGUCUUCGAGACACAGCCAAAAAUAGUCGUCAAAAAGAUCUAUCUCGGUACCCAUGACUUUUUCCCAAUUUCGAUAAGCCAGGUGUAAUUAUAGGGUGAGUAAAGUGUCACUGUUGAUGGGAUAAAAUUAGGUGUUUGUCCUUACGUAGAACAUAGCGCGCGCGCGCGCGCGCUGAAUAACGCAUCUGAAAGCCCAACAGCGAAAUAGGAGUCGUCUCACAUCGUCAUGCUACUAAAAGACCGAAAAUAACUUUUCUUCUGCCCGAUCUGUCGUACCCAACAAGGACACCAGCCCAGAUGACAGCUCUCGGUCUGUCCUAUUAGGCAGAUGUACAACAGACGUAUUCAUUCGGUACGAAGCCAUCGUAACUUGAACCGAAUACGCUAACGUAUAACAGACUAUUACAGGAUCUGGCAGUAGACAAUGUGGAUGAACCGAGACGUAAUCUAUGAAAACCGUUCCAAGAGAGUAAAAAUCGAGGUCAGUCGUGAUAAGCCGAUGCAAUAUUUGGGUGUUUGUGAUGCCGCACGAGAAUUCGAGUGACUCCAGGUAUCAAAAUGAAUACGUUUGUUUGUAUAAUUUACUAGCGGACCCAAGAAUCACAGAACUCCGCCAUGUCUUUGAUUGUAACUAAGAGGGUUGGUUGAUUGCAGGUAAAUACUUGUUGGAAAAAAACUCUAACAUCAUCUUCCGUUUCACAGUGGGAGACUUCCAUUUAUUAAACUCGAUGUUUGUGCGCUUUAUUAAAAUGUUAUGCUUUAUCACAGUAAUCCAAUGAGUUGUCGAAGAGGUAUUGAUAGUUUUUUUUAGCUACGUGGCUCUUGGGUUAUAUGUUGCGUCACUUGGAAGCUGAGACCUGAUAACGAUAGCCGUGCUAAGCCCAUCGAAAUACUUCCAUUCAGAUUUCAGAUGAGUGAAAUAUCUGAAAAAUGGCAAAAUGGGGCCCAUGCCGAUGAAGCAUUUGUGCAAUUGAUGGUCAGGAUACAUUAUCGAAAAAAAAAAAAAAAAAACAACAACAACCCAAACAUGGUUUUUUUUGCUUUCGUCCUAGAAAUUUCGAUGUGAAGGAUGCUUUUCUUAGCGGCGAACCGAUCACGAAAAAAAUGAUGAAAUUAUUGCGGAAGCUGAGCAGGACGUGAGAGACCUACUGGGGACCUGAGUAGUUAGUUACAUUGAUAAAACGGCACGGUUUUAAACUAUUUGAAGAAGGCUGUCUGUUAAGAGGAGCUCGAUGUGUGGGUGCCACACAGAUAAACGCAAGACAAUUUAUUCAGUCGUAUGUAAAACUAACUGUCUGAGUUACAGAAAUACAAAUGGAAUGAAGCUAUUUGAGAAGUGGCUGGCUACGUGUAGUGAAGAACGGAUCACAUAUAACAGUAAUGCGGAAAAAAAAGUAAUAAUAAUCUGUGGCAAAGUUUGAACUGACGCCAAAGAAUGUAAUGCCACGUUAUUGGUGGUAUUGAAAAAAACGUACGUUAUGAGCCCGUAAGAACGGUUUAUGUGGACUUUUAUUAUCAACAACAAGCCAUCGGGAAAACGACCAGAAUUUGGGAACAGAGGGAGGGUCAUCUUCCGCCGCAACAAUGUCACUUUAGCCACCCGGCAAAAAAUUGAGAGUACUCCAUUGAUAGUGUCAACUUGGUUUCAAAGGAUCCAUGAAAAAAUCCCUUGUCACAAUUUUUUUCUCUAUAGAAGUUCUAUAGUGAUGAAAUUGUCGUGUUACCGAAAGGAUACCAGAAUGUCAUCAAUUAAAACGGCCAAUAUUUAUUUUAUUUUUCUUACCGUGUGUUUUUGGUAAUGUUGUUUUAAGGUCUCAAAUAUAUAUUUGGCUUAAUUUUCGCUGUAGAACCGUCAAGACAUUUUCGAUCGCCCAAUGUUAUACAUCGGCCCAGUUAAAUAGCAUUGUGCGAUAGAAAAGUUAAUCAUAUGUGACAACUUUAAUGAAUAUGGAUAAUAAAGAAUAAAGAAAGAAGAAUGAAAAGUAAAAAUCUGGCACUUAGACAAAUUUUCUUUGGUAACAUGCGUUGAGGUUUGUCUGAGUCUAUUACAAUACAACUGUAGUUUUAUGUUCGGAAGUAGAAUUGGGUAAUGAUCUGGAUUACGUGACGCCAUGCUCAGACAGGUAAAGACAAUGUACAGAGAUUAGUUACGAGGUAAAAGAUAAUUGUUAGUAUAUUCUCGAAGUAGAGUCGACGAGUUGAUAUUCUUGACAGGUUCUUUAAGCUGAAAGUUCCAGAGAGAAACAGUUCGUAACGAGAGUAUACCUGUACACUUAUAAUUAGGGACUUGUUUUAAGUCUGAGAAGUUUGGCAAGAGGCUGACAUCAUCCAAAUACAUGGAACGAGUGUUUCUUUUUUGGCUGCUAUAAAGCAGAGUUUAAGUCUAUGGAUCUAGAAAUAAAAGGGAAACUGUAAUGUACCCGAAAAUUUUCGACCGAAGCGAACUUCAAGAUGUGAGAGACUGCAUGAGAGGCAUCAUCUCGCCGAACAUGUAGCCGCCUGAUGGAAUCCUAAAUUAUCGUGCAGAAGAUACGAACGAGACAAGUAUUGAUUUAGGAAAAAAUGCCCCAGCUUCGAUGCAGCAUGGAAGCGCACCUGGGGGUAUGAGCCGAAAUAAUACCAUGAGUAGUCUUCAGCAACAAAAUAUUCUACUCCAGAAGGAGCGCUGUCCUUGGACCUGUCCCAGUGAUCGCGAACUUGCCCUGCGCGCCAAAGUGCGAUCCGGGUGGUCCAUUAAGACAGAUCACACGUUUGGCAUGCCCGGGCCCUUAACUGACAAAGAGCGCUCAAUGAUCCUCGAGGUCGUUCAGAAAGCGGAUCGCGUUGAGCGGAUGGAGCAAGAACGAAUUGUACGAUUGGUGACGCAGAUGGAGAAGAUGAAGCAUUGUUGUGUGCUGGGGCGAGGCUCGGGGCAGUGUCACAUGUGCGGCUCCCCUUUUCGGCUGUUAAUAUCAAACGCUCAGCGAUGCAGCGUCUGCGCUCAGGACGUCUGCUCAAGAUGUGGCCUCAACGUGGUCAUACUUCAAAGCGGUACCAUGCAACGGGAUGUCGUCUGGCUCUGCAAGAUAUGUCAUGAAACUAGAGAGGUGUGGAAAAAGACUGGCGCUUGGUUUUUUAAAGGUCUUCCUGGCUACGCUUUUGAGGCAAUUGAAAGAGAGCGUAGGGCAAGAUUCAACGCACAAAACUAUAGCCAAUCAAAUCCUAUUCAGAUGAUUCGUUAUAGCGAACGGUAUAAAAAUCAUUCAGAGUCCUCAACUCCAGGAAUGACUCCUGCUGCGAGCCAGAUCGACAUUAAGAAGACACUCCACGUAUCUGACUCUGACGACUCGAGUGAUGAUUCAUUAGGAGAAAGUGCCCGCCAAAUAGUUGAGCCAGAAAGUGCAGGACAAGCUAAUGUUUGCGUCGGCGCAUCACCGCAGUCGGUAGCCACGCGACAUCACUCCGCUUCCGUUAUCGAAGCUGGUCUACUAACAGGUGAAACAUCAUCGGCAUCUGCUGGGGGUGGCGGCCACAAAAGGGCUCUUCGAUCUACAAAUUCAGCGGGGUCAUUUACGUCGACGGGUACGAACUCAGAAUCACUCCUAAACGGUCCUACUGGCUCGACGUCCAACUUGUCAAUGUCGAUUGAUUCCCUCGCGCACGCCCUCGACAGCGCUGCAGCCGCUAACGGAGUUGCGAUUCAGACAACUUCCUCCAACGAAAUUCAAGGAAAUGGUUCACACAAAAAACAGAAGAUGUCCAUAUACAAACGUAUCCGUAAGUCGUUCCGCAAUGCGACGAUCGGACAUGCUCUAAGCUUCAACUACUCAUCAUCGCAUCAAAUGCCUCGCAUCGGGCCCCGUGAGCACUCUGCCCAGGACCAACAUUUAGAUGCUCCCAACAUAUCCAGACGACUUUCUACAACUGACGACCUCAAAUAUAGUGAACUGUGAAUGUAUAUAUAUAUAUAUAUAUAUAUUGGUGGAAUGGGCAAAUCAUGUCAGCCAAAUUUACUAUAAAUUCAACAAUAUAAUAGCUGUACUAGUAUUAACUAUUGAGUUCUGUCAAAAAGCAACAGCAACGUGCGUUCACGGAUAAUGAGAAACGUAAACACCUCAACCCUCUUAUUCGAGGCCCUAUGUUAACUGUCAAAAACAGAUAACGUAAGAAUAUCAAGUUCUAUAUUAGCUUUCAGAAGACAAUACGCAAUUAACGAAAUUAAAUUUCAAAUAGAAUUCCGUUAAUAUCGAACCAACUUACUCUUUCCUAUCGAAUUCAUCUUUCGUGCUUGACAAUCUUCACAUAUUUCCAUAUUCUUCGAUUAAAUUGUCCCAGAUGCCAUCGCGCUAGACAUUCGCAACUGUUUUGUCAUCAACCCAACUAACGGGUUGUUGUCAAAUGUCAUAGGAAACAUUUGUGAGUUAUGAUCUAGUGAUACGAAAUUUUGCAGAGGCAUUACCAGUUUGUAUACCACUAUAUGCAUACAUCCGUGGUAAAUGACACCUUUUUAAUAAACAGAAGAACCAACCUACACGCAUACACAGUGUUACAUAAAUACAGGAACGAUAUGAAAUUCCAGUGCUAGGAGUUUGAGUUAACUUUAAACUGCAGUUGAUAAAAAGAAUAAGUAAGAUGUUGCUAAAAAUAGCCUAAUAGCGUUCUUGAGGUUCCUGCUAUUAACUGUCGUCAUUUUGAGAUAGGCUAAAAAUCACUCGGUGUGUACAACCACUCUAUUUUAUAUCGAUAUUAUAGUUUUUCGAAAAUAUAUCGAAAUAUGUAGAAAAAGAAACGAGUAUAACGAGACCGUCAUAUGCGCUCUGUUCCGUAUUCGUCAAGAUCACUGUAUUGCAAAGAAACAACCACAUUUUCACCAAAAGCGUCUACACUUUAUUUUAUUUUAUAUUUAUAGCUUGCGUAAAGACAUUAGUCACUGCUUUUCUGUCAUCUUCCACAUUUCUACCGUACCUUUCGAUUAUCGAUUAUCUACCGAUGUUUUGUCCUAUGUGAUUGCUAACUCGCGUUUGUCUCCUACAAGGAGCUUAUUUGAAACGCCAGUAUAGGCAUAGCCGAGAGCCCAUACAACACAACACGAAGUGGUCCUCUUUUUCAAAACUAACCGUUAUGCUGUUCCUGUUGGUCAAUCCCAUAAACUUGUAUGAUAUAGUAUUGUUUAAGCGAAACGAGCGAAUCAAAUCAUUCACGCGCUACUUCUUCAUAUCUGAUCUAUGGAAAUAUUAUAAUCUAUAAUUAGUCAACUCAUCCAUUUAUAUGUCUUUGCACGUUUGAAUGUAAUGCUUUUAAAACUAAUUCGGUUUUCAGUUAGAUGGCCGAGAGCCUGAUUUUUUUCGUUUCCACUAAUACGAUGUUUUGUUGUGGAAAGCUCUUGUGUCACUAUUAGCAGUUGUGUCGACAAAUGUGAAUAAUUCUGGUAAUAUGACGAAGUUAGAGGUUUACUCAGCCAUUAAGCCAUACUAUGUAAAUUAGAUUGUUGUCUUAUCGUCACAUCAUAAGCUUAUUAAGAUUUAAGUCCAAAUUUUGCAUAUCCGUAAUUAAAUACUCAGGUAUAACAACUUGCCAAAAUUGGCCUUUCUUCCGAUUUGCAGUAAUGAAUAUUGGUGCAUUUAAUAGGCUCUUCAGAUGAGCGUUUUUAGCUGAUAACCACAACAGUAUAGAAAACACACAUCUAGUGUUCCCUGAAUCCGCGCAAAUAUAAGGUCGGAUGGCGCUUCUUUAUUAACACACAAGAAUCGCUUUCUAGCAACAUGUCGCCAUGCAUGUGCGCAUCAAGCGUACCGAACGAAAUAUUUAGAAAAACUGAAGCUAUUGUGGGUAAUGAUUGAACUUGAUGUCCCUAUGGGAAGAACAUGGCCAAAGGAGCAUGCGUGCAUGCAUAAGUACCAAGUUUCACCCUUUUAUAUGUGGUAACAGUUAAUAUUUGUGAAUGAGUGUGACGGUAAUGACACUAAUAUGUAAUAGUAAUAUAAUGAACGAUAACAAUAAUCAAGAAGCUAGCCUUUAUUUUAUAUCUUCAUAUUAGUAUCGGUGUAGGUUUGUCAAAUGGAUACCCACUAAAUAUUUGGUAUGAACAAAAUAAACAAACUUUG
This is a messenger RNA of Varroa destructor (honeybee mite), 7007 nucleotides long. RefSeq lists its product as uncharacterized. The record is from RefSeq and is a predicted model, not a curated record. Gene Ontology annotation, biological process: exocytosis; intracellular protein transport. Lineage: Eukaryota; Metazoa; Arthropoda; Arachnida; Mesostigmata; Varroidae. Gene Ontology annotation, molecular function: small GTPase binding.